Molecule: messenger RNA, 954 nt
Organism: Trypanosoma theileri
Lineage: Eukaryota; Euglenozoa; Kinetoplastea; Trypanosomatida; Trypanosomatidae
Exons: 1
Coding region: 1-954 (317 amino acids)
Source: RefSeq, a predicted model, not a curated record
AUGGGGGAGGUGCAUCGAGAAUUACCGGUGAGAGGUUUAACAGAGCUGCAAGACAUGUCCAUUGCUUUUAAGAACUCCAACUAUGCAACUCCCUAUGGUGAUAACACUAUUCCAGGCAAUCAUCCAGGACAUCGCUCUCUUCGACUUGGACGAGACUACGCACCAGAUCCCAUUACGAAAAGUUCACUUGCAAAUGAUUUGCAUGUACCGGGUAAUGGAUUAGGCCCUUCUGGUCAUGUAUAUCCUAACGAUCUUAACAAUGUACAGCAUACACUGUGUCUGCGAGGUGUGGAAGGUGGGAAUUAUGUGUUAGACUCUGCAAACGGUGGACGACGUCAUUUUGAUGAACUACGCGGAUAUGAAUCGGAGUGGACACCGUCGUUGCGUCAACUCUCACCACCGGUGCCGGAGUCAUUAGCGCGAGGUCAACGACGACGUGGAUUUGGAAGAUUUAAUCCCGCCGUGGGUGGAGUAGAAGGGAAAAACGUAUCUUCAGAAUUUCAUAAAGGAAAGGCAAUUGUCCCCCGCCCUCCGGAUCACGAUGUGGUGGAUUUGGGCCUCGCCCAUCAUCACGGCAUUGCGAGUACACACACCGCCACUACAGUUGGUAAAGGAGUUGGGAGAAGUGUGGAUCCAUGGGGGGAGGAUCCUGCAGCACCUCUUCCCAUUUCUUCUUCUUCUGCAGAGGGUAAUAAUAGUAAUAGUAAUAGUGGUAGAAAUAGUGGGAAUGGUGUUUGUAGGAGGAUGAAUCCUGUUUUUUUACCUUCACUUCCAUUAAUGUCUCCAGCAACAGAUGAAACACGACUUCGGUGGGAUUACCUCGGUACACGUCGUCAGCCUAUUGUUAUUUCAGAUACAGGAAGGGCUUCCAUCUAUGCUGAAAGGCAAAGACAAAAGGCUGCAGCUCAGAUACGAGAGGAGGAUAUCCAACUCGUUCGAUCAUUACCGAAGUGA